GGUCAGGCCGCAUAGUUUGCGACRAAGCGUUGCAAGCAGUAAAUUCAUCCUCUUGGCCGGCACGUUCUUGAUCACCGAAGUGCAUAGGAAUUGGUCYGAGUUGCAGCAAAGAAGGUGCUCUCGACAGUUCUAUAGAUACAAAAUAUAACAAUUGAGCAGAAAAACAAACUUCUACUAGUGGCACGUGAGUUCCACCUUGGAUUCAUGCGACCUAACUCAGCCCGUGCUGAAUCAUUGGCGUACAGCAACAACAAGUUUGUAGAUCUAUUUCGCAAUGUUCAAGAUCCAGCCUUUUCACAACAACUGCAAUGGCAGCGAGAAACCAAUGAGUUCGAGUGGCCAAGAGUUGCAGGUCCCUUUUGAUCCGGAGACGGUCGAUAACUUGCUAACCCGCGACAUGGAUAAGCUCUCCUUCAAGGCUAGGAAUGAUAUCUACGAGGAAAUCCAUGGUGUUUCGAGUUUGGCUCCGGAAGAAACCCCCGCUCUUAUCGAACGUUCCCUGUUGGCAAUGUCCUCGGAAAUAGAUCGUAUCAAACACGAUUACGUUGCAUACAUCGAGGCUACGAGAGGAACGUACAACCAAUACGUUCAUGACAUGGAAUUGCGGCUUAGAUUUUUGAGGUGCGAGCUCUUCAACGUGCYGAAAGCAGCGGUGCGAAUGAUGAAAUAUCUGGAUCUUACACACGAACUCUUUGGCAAAAGUGCCCUGACGCGACCGAUUGAAUUGCGCGAUCUUGGAAAAUUGGAAAUGGAAAUGCUUCGAGUGGGAGACGCACAGCCAAUGCCCUUUCGUGAUCGGAGUGGACGGCGGAUGAUGGUUGCCCUCAACAAUUUCGGUCUACAGUAUCCGUUGGAAGUUCGGGUAUGUAUUUUAGCAAGAUCGGCAAAGUUUUUGAACAUAGAUUCUACAUGAUUACGCGAGAUGAUUCACGGUUGCUACUUCCACUCACGAGAAUCUCUUUCUCUGUGCCGCUGUUGAUCUCUAUCUUUCGUUUUCGAAGCUCCGAGUAACCUUGUAUCUGCAUUGGGCCCUUGGCGUAGAUGAGGAAUCGCAAAAAAAGGGUCUUAUUGGCAUCAUUUGCUGGCCAUCAAGUAAGGAGGCCUUGUCUCCUGAUAAAUUUUCUGUCUUGUAUAAGCCCCGUGAAUUACCACGGCAUAUCCAGAUGAGCAGUCGAAUGUUCGAAUGCUUACCCCUUCGAAUCGCAAGUAUUCAUGUAUGCCUUCCMGACAAACCAAUCUACCACAUGAUGCGUUCUGGAAUAGCUCUUAGCAUGAGAGCGUUUUCGUCGAGGUUGAAAUUCCAUUGUGGUAAGAUUCAAUUUGUAAACGAAAAUCCUGUUGAGAUUUCGUGUUGUCUCCCAAAGCGAAACCGAUUGAUGACUAUUAUCGAAAUAUCAAGACAGCGCGUUCUCAAUUCUAUUUUCUAUUGCUUCCUACGAAUCUUGCGAUCGAAAAUUAUUACAAACAUGUUCAAAUUGCAACAAUAGGAGACUCAAUCGAAGUGCAGUAUCAUCUUCAUGGCUACGGAAUACCAGUUGACCAAAUACCCAUUACAGAUACGGGUAAUAUCAAAACAAAAAAUAUCAUGCAAUGGAUUCGAGUCCGGAAAUUCCUCGAAUCCUCAAAGAAUAAUGAAGCGAUAACUUCCGAUUCGGAAUGGAGCGAAAAUGUCGACGCAAUGUACCUUGCAAUUGACUGCCCAAACUUGAAUGAUGUCAUUUUCCGAGGGAAACACGCGUGUUUGAGUCACCCCGGCAACGUAAUGUUUCGCGGUUUGAUAGAAGCGAAAUACGACGAGCACAACAACGCCACCACAAUCGAUGAAAAGGUCCAGUUGACGUGGGACAUUGUACGAGAAGUUGAAAGCAAGAAUGGCCGGUUUCUGGUUUGGGAUAAUAAUGGUUGCUGGAGAGAAAUAACAAACAGAAAUCRGACCCGAACGAAGGUGGCGGGUGCUCUAAAGGAUCACAAACGACGAUUGAAAGCUCGACAGAAUGUCGCARUGAACUAUUCUAGCACAUACGAGUUUGAACGGCAAGACAACGAGAACAAAAAGAGAAAAGUUGAUGUGAAGCAUCAAACUUCCGAUUGCUGUUUGAAUUUACCAUUCGUGAACAGUGACAAAAGGUAGAAUGAAUCGAGCAGAUGGUGAUUCGCAAACCAGUAAGUCCGUCGAUCUUUUUAUAUAGGUGUGACGGGACGGACGAUAUUUUGGUGAUAUGAUUCACUUAUUAAAUUCCGAUGUUGCACGUGUAUGAAACGUAUACAACAUCAUUUUCCGAGAUCCACGCACAUGAACAGUCGCGAAAGGCCUCUGUUUCUUCUUAGCAAUAACGAUCAACUUAUGCAUUUCAGAGUCGCUUGGUGAUAGUGGCUUGAGUAUAUAUACCUCUAUUUUUUCAUUUCAAACCAUGUUGGCUGGUGUUUUACAUGAAGUUAGGCAACGCCCGCAUAUAAAGCCAGUGUUUGGCAGCUCACGAACAACAAAAAAAUGGUCCGUAUCCUACAAACAUAAAUAAAUACAAAUUAAAGAAAUAACCCAGACUAAAACUG
Molecule: messenger RNA, 2553 nt
Organism: Pseudo-nitzschia multistriata
Lineage: Eukaryota; Bacillariophyta; Bacillariophyceae; Bacillariales; Bacillariaceae
Source: the annotation of a GenBank genome assembly